Messenger RNA from Monopterus albus (swamp eel), 1968 nucleotides. It is a transcript of the gene rab23, whose product is annotated as RAB23, member RAS oncogene family. Lineage: Eukaryota; Metazoa; Chordata; Actinopteri; Synbranchiformes; Synbranchidae. Bases 533 to 1240 code for a protein of 235 amino acids. The transcript has 8 exons. The record is from RefSeq and is a predicted model, not a curated record. Gene Ontology annotation, molecular function: GTPase activity; GTP binding.
AGUAAGCUAGCCAGUUGCCUGGUUAACGUUAGCUACUCUUAUGCGCAACAUAGCUGAAACGUAGGCUCACCGAUAGAUAGUCAUGCAUUUUCAUCCUGUAAAUGUCACCGAUUUUACCCGGUUAUUGACGUUAAUCAAACUUUAUUUGUUGUUGUGAAGCUGAUAACAUUUGGUUUGUUCAGAUUUUAGUUAAACAUCGUAACCGGGUGGAACAGUAGCGUUAACAUUAGGUUCUGUUCUGUUUGAAAAGUGGCUAACCUUAGCUAGGCAACCGUAGCACGAGACUCGCUGGCGUUCCCUCUUGCCACAGAGAAGAGCGGAGGGAGGUUAAAGAUAUGUGAUUGUGAGAUAGCUGACUGAUUAGCUCAUCUAAUGCUGGCGGAUACUGGGUGAGUUGUAACGUGACUUCUUUACAGUUGAAUGUCUCAUAAAGCCUCGAGAAGCAAGAAAACGGUUUGAUUGUGGUUUAUGUGUUCAUGUCACAUUAGUGAAACUACCCAGGCAGAGUGGAACUGAGAAAACCAGCUCCACCAUGUUGGAGGAGGACAUGGAAGUGGCCAUCAAGGUGGUUGUUGUCGGCAACGGAGCGGUUGGCAAGUCCAGUAUGAUUCAACGUUACUGCAAGGGCGUCUUCACUAAGGACUACAAAAAGACCAUAGGAGUGGACUUUCUGGAAAGGCAGAUAGUCGUAAAUGAUGAAGAGGUCCGACUAAUGCUGUGGGACACCGCAGGGCAGGAGGAAUUUGACGCCAUCACCAAGGCCUACUACCGUGGUGCCCAAGCCUGCGUCCUGGUCUUCUCUACCACAGACAGGGAGUCAUUUCAGUCUAUUAACAGCUGGAGGGAGAAGGUGGAGGCAGAGGUCGGAGAUAUUCCUACAGUUCUAGUGCAGAACAAAAUUGACCUCCUGGAAGAGACUGUUAUAAAAAAUGAGGAGGCGGAAGCUUUGGCUAAAAGGCUUAAGCUGAGAUUUUAUCGAACUUCAGUAAAAGAGGACCUUAAUGUCAACGAGGUUUUUAAGUACUUAGCUGAGAAGUAUCUUCAGCGACUCAAACAGCAAACGGCAGAGGAGACGGAGGUGGUCCAUACAACAAGCAAUAAAAUAGGUGUUUUUAAUACCACAAGUGGUAACGUCUGCAACCAGAGCUCCAGCAAUGGCAGAGAAGUUAUCACUUUGCGACCUAACAAACAAAGGACCAAAAAGAAUAAAAUUCCUUUUGGAAGCUGCAGCCUACUCUAGAUAGAAGCAUUUUAACGACUGAUUAUUGUUUCUAAAAGGUGAUUGGUUGUUGUAUUCUAUGGAGGUAGCCACAUUUAGAGACCAAAGCCCAUACAGGCUGGGAAAUACUACUCUCUACUAUUUUAACCCGUAUACCCCACAUUCAUGGCUGAAUUUCAUCAAUAAUGUACACACAAAUCUCGUCAAUAAUUGUAAACACUCGGGUCCUCCUUGUGGUUCCCUCAAGUAACAGCAACAGCUGCAGUUACAGUAUGUUGUGCAUUCAGUUUAAUGAUUCCCCCAAAAUCAAGAGUUACAGUAUGUGAGUACUGGUGGUUUCUUUUCAUGACUUUUUUUUUUUUUAAUGACUUGACACAGUCCUCUCAACAAACUAUGUAACAGCAGAGGUUGUACUUCUGCUGUGUGAGAACAACCACUCCAGGGCACACACAGUCACCCAUUUCUGCGUUUUGACAUUUCAGCUGUGCAGUAUGUUUGCAUAUAUUGUAGAAGAUGCACAGAUGAUUUCGUACCAUAUUUUUAUACCGGUGAACAGAAUAUGGUUCAAACUAAACUGUUUACUGUGGACAGUCCAGAGUUGGGCUAAUUCUCUGUAUACAAAUAUUUUUGUAUGAAUCUCAAGUGUUGAUGUAGUGCCAAAUUUCCUUUCUGAUCUAUAGUUAAAUAUUCAAACAGAAGUGAUGUGGAUGGAACAUGAAAAUAGUAAAUUGUGUUCCUAUAUAUGGUAA